Messenger RNA from Heterocephalus glaber (naked mole-rat), 2421 nucleotides. It is a transcript of the gene Mfsd2b, whose product is annotated as MFSD2 lysolipid transporter B, sphingolipid. Gene Ontology annotation, cellular component: plasma membrane. The record is from RefSeq and is a predicted model, not a curated record. Gene Ontology annotation, molecular function: symporter activity; sphingolipid intramembrane carrier activity. Lineage: Eukaryota; Metazoa; Chordata; Mammalia; Rodentia; Bathyergidae. Gene Ontology annotation, biological process: lipid transport; carbohydrate transport.
AAACAUGCCAUCCUCUGCCUCAGCCUCCCUGAGUGCUGGGAUUACAGGCGUGGGCCACUGUUACAUGGGGCAUGGCAAAACUGCCUGGGGAAAGGAACAGGGCCUGUCAAUUGCAAGAUCCCAGGGCAACUGGAGGACCCAGUGUGUAGAACUGGAAAGCUCCCAAGUCCUAGGCAUAGGAAAGAGCGGAAAGCCGCUGUCCUGCUUGAGGUCCACUGCAGCACUUUCAGGCGCGUGAGUGCCUUCAUUUCUGCUUUCACCUCUUCUCUUAUUCCGCCCAAGUUCACUCUGCAGAGCUGGCUUCUCCCAUUCCCAUUUACCCCGCGCUUUCCAAAUGCAGGCUUGGCCCCCACGGUUUGGGGUUUGGGGCUUGUUUUGUUCAACCCUUUGUUCAAGGCAAGACCCUGGAGUCCUUUCGAUUGGUGAGCGUUUCUGAAGGCCCUGGGCCGCCAGGCUCAGCACACUUCCAUUCUGUGGUGCAGUCUAUUCCUGCCGUCUUGUCACCAUUUCAGCUUUUUACUUUUAUUUUGUUUAUUUUAACCGGGGAUCGAGCUCACGACCUUGCGCUAGCCAGGCAGGUGCUGCGCUGGCUCCAUCCCCGGCCUUGCGUUCGCCUUUGAGGCAGGGUCUUGCUCGCUGGUGGUGUUCGCUCCUCGUGAACGGACGAACGCGGCUUGACAGCCAGCCUCCCGAGCCGGCUCCCGCCCCCGCGGCCCUGGGCGUGUCCAUCCGUCCCCCUGUCAGUCCGGAGGGGCGGCGCGGGCGCUGCGAGCUGCUCGAUGGCGGAGCCCGCGGGACCCGGCCGGGGCCCGGCCAGCACCCAGGCAGAGCGGCCGGCGGACAGCGGAGCCGGUCGCCUCUCACUCUGUACCAAGGUGUGCUAUGGCUUUGGUGGCAUUCCCAACCAGGUGGCCUCCAGUGCCACAUCCUUUUACCUGCAGCUCUUCUUGCUUGACGUGGCCCAGAUCCCCGCUGCCCAGGUGUCCCUUGUGCUGUUUGGAGGGAAGGUGUCCGGGGCAGUGGCCGACCCUGUGGCCGGGUUCCUCAUCAACAGAAGCAGGAGGACGGGCUCCGGACGACUCAUGCCCUGGGUGCUGGGCUGCACGCCCUUCCUCAGCCUGGCCUACUUCUUCCUGUGGUUCCUGCCUCCUUUCCCCAGCCUGCAUGGCCUCUGGUACACAGUGUUCUACUGCCUCUUCCAAGGCCUGGCCACGUUCUUCCAGGUGCCCUACACAGCGCUCACCAUGCUGCUCAGCCCGAGUCCCCAGGAGCGGGACUCUGCCACUGCGUACCGGAUGACCAUGGAAAUGGCAGGGACACUGAUGGGAGCCAGCGUCCACGGGCUGAUUGUGUCCAGUGCCCACAGGUCCAACCACUGUGCAUUUCCUGGGCCUGCUGCUGUCUCCCCGGAUGCAACCCGCCUCUACUCCAUCGCGGCCGGUGUGGUGGCCCUGACCUACCCUGUGUGCAUCAGCCUGCUCUGGCUAGGGGUCAAGGAGCAGCCAGACCCUGCUGACCCGGCCUCAGCCCAAGGCCUCGGCUUCCUGGCUGGGCUGGGCCUCACAGCCCGGCACCCACCCUAUGUGAAGCUGGUGGUCUCCUUCCUGUUCAUCUCAGCAGCAGUGCAGGUGGAGCAGAGCUACCUGGUCCUGUUCUGCACACACGCCACCCAGCUGCGAGACCACGUCCAGGGCCUGGUGCUGACCGUCCUGGUCUCGGCUGUGCUGAGCACUCCGUUGUGGGAGUGGGUUCUCCAGCGAUUUGGGAAGAAGACGUCAGCCCUUGGCAUCUGUGUGAUGGUGCCUUUUGCAGUCCUGCUGGCUGCUGCGCCCAUAGCACCUGUGGCAUACGUUGUGGCCUUUGUCUCUGGCGUGAGCAUUGCUGUGUCCUUGCUGCUCCCCUGGUCCAUGCUGCCGGACGUGGUGGACGACUUCCAGCUGCAGCACCAGCACGGCCCAGGCCUGGAGACCAUCUUCUACACAUCCUACGUCUUCUUCACCAAGCUUUCAGGCGCAUGUGCCCUGGGCAUCUCUGCCCUCAGUCUAGAGUUUGCAGGGUACAAGGUAGGAGCCUGCAGGCAGGCGGCAGAGGUGGUGGUGACCCUCAAGGUCCUCAUCGGUGCCGUGCCCACCUGCCUGGUCCUUAUUGGGCUGUGCAUCCUCAUGGUCAGCCCUGCUCCCCGGCUGCCAGGCCAGGACACCUCCCACCAGCAGAGCCUCCGGAGGAAGAGCAGCCUCAGCCUUGCUUCAAAUUCAAGAGGACUUCUGUGAGCCGAAGGGCGGGAGCCCUGGACCACCUCCCCACACGUUGGCGCAAGGCGUUGCCCUGCAGGCUGGCGUGUCCGGUGACGAUUCCCCCGGCCUGGCCUGGCUCCAGGACGCCCCGGACAUCUGCACACGGAUCACACAGCACCUCAGGCCU